GCGUCACCGGAUGUAGCGACAUGCUGCCCGGAAGUUUAGUAAAUGGGCGGGAAGUUAGAAGUUUGAUUUCAGAUUCUCUAAAUGUCAUUACAGGUCAACCUACGGAUUUACAAAUUUAACGUUUCUCUCCCAAGAGUAAAUCUGAAUUAAGAUGGCGGACAGAAAUCUUGUGCAGGAGCUGAAACGAUGGGCAACCGAGGAGUUCAGCUUGCCUCCGGAUGGCCUGCCAAAUGACAGCUAUUUUAAAACGCUUUGUGUUGGUUCUGGGAAGUCAAUCUGGAAAUAUGUCAUCCAACACAUUUAUCAACAGAGGAACGUAAGGAUCAUGCGUGGGAAUCUACAGUGGUACAAAGUUAUCCAAGACAAACAGUUGGAGCAAACUGGAAGCCAAAGUGAGGCUGCCAAGCAAAGAGAGCUUCAGAGAAAGAUAGAACAGCUGAGAGCAGAGAUCAGUCACCUGGAUUCUCAGAUCAGUGGAACAGAGGAACAGUUGGCCGCACAAGAGCAGUCCAUCAGCCGUACCUGGACCAAAGUGGAGGAUAGUCGUCACAGAGAGCUGCUUCUACAGGCCUUCAAGCAGCGCUGCAUGUUGGGCUGCAGAGUGCUUUCUGAUGACACACAAAAGAUCAGGGGACACUGCCAGGCAUUGGAACUUAUGACCAGGAAAGCAGAGGUUGAACUGCUUUUUGAUGACAAGCCUUCCAGCAGCAAUGAUGGAGAUGACCUAAACUCCAAAACUGCUGCAGAGGCUCAGGUCCUGCGUGAGGUGAGAGAGCUGUGUGACAACAGGAUCCACUUCUUUUGUUCCUUACAUGAGAGUGAACUGAAAUCAACGCACUCUUCAACCAAACAUAUGAGUCGUGAACAGAGCACCGCUGUGUUUCAGUACUGGCUCAGUUCUGUGGAGACACUGUUGGGCAGUUAUCCUCCAAACCACGUCCUCUCAGCGUUGGAGUAUUUAGCUUCCAGGGAGCAGAGGGAACUAGAGGAAAAACUUGCCUCUCUUGAUGUGACACGGGAUGUGACUGCUCUACGCUUUCGAUAUGAAAACAAUCACUUAUUGGACAUGUCAACAGAAGAUGAUAAUGAGUUGCCACCAGUGAAGACACUUUUGGAGGCUGCUUGGGAAGAGGUGCAGCAGAGUUUGGUGGAACUGGCUCAGACUCGCUCCAGAGUCCAGCAGCUUUGUGACCAGCUGCAGACUCGCAGGAAGGAGGCUGAGCUGGAGGUGUCUGAUAUUGCAGAUGAGCUCCACAAUGACACCAUGGCACUGUCAGCUCUUAAGGUGGAACUUCAGUGUGUGAUGCAGGCAGCGGUCAGAGAUCAUAUCAGAGACCGGUGUAUCCAACUUGACCAGCAUGCCAGAAGCCGACAGGAGGCGCUUCAGAAUCUGCGCAGCCAGUGGCAGAGCAUCCUUGACUUCAGACAGCUUGUGGCUCUGAGACAGGAGCAGAUCAGGGGUUUAAUUAAGGGGAACUCAACGGCAAAGAUGGAUCUGAUCCGUCUGCAAACAGAGUUAAAGGAAUUUAUUCAGGGCAAACUGGUCCCACAAUUUGAAGAUGUCACCACUUCAGCAAACCGUCUCAGGAACUCCAUUUCCAAGGAGUCUCGUCAGUUAGGAUCGGUUUCUCUUGUUGCUCUUGAUCGGAGGACUUUUGAAGGAACCCAAAGAAUCCCUGCGUCAUGGUUGUCCAUCAAUCGCUUGAAGUCUCCGGUCUUCAGCAGCUUGUGUCAGAGCCUGUUAUUCCCACUGUACAAGGCUCCAGAGGAGCUGUGUUCCCAGACACGCUCCCAGCAGCUUGAGUUGCGUUUUCUUCGCCAGUUGCUGCAACUUCACUCUGCUUCUCUGCAGAAAACACAGAAAGAAGCAGAGUUCUUGCACGCAUCUGAUCAAAAAGCUUUGCUGUCCAGAGUCAUAGAGGAGGAUCAGAAGCUUCUGAAGGUUCUCGUGCCAGGAGUCAGAAGCUUCAUCCAACGUUGCAGCCAAGGCCUUUCAUAUGGAAACCAAGUCAAAACUGCCAUCUCUUACUGGUGGGAGAGGCCAGCCCAGCAUGUCCUACCUGAGGUCAGCAAAGCAGGAUUCACUUUUCAACAGUGGCUUCAGAGAUGGAAACUUGCUGCUAAAGCCUCUUAGGGAUGGAUCAUAGUUGAAAAAAAUUAAACAGAGCACCUUUGAGUGGCUUUAUGUACAAAAGAGGAUUAGGGCCACUGGAAGAAAACAAAAUGAGGUCCAAUAUUUUACCAUUAUUAUUGUUCUGAGAGAAAAAAGUGAGAAUUCUGAGAUUAAAGUGAGAAUUCUGGGAUUUUAGUCAGAAGAAAAAAAGCCAGAAUUCUGGGAUUAAAGUCAGAAUUCUGACAUUAAAGUCAGAAAUAAGAAAAAAUGUCAGAAAUAAGAAAAAAUGUCAGAAUUAAGAAAAAAAGUCAAAAUUCUGACAUUAAAGUCAUAAAUGAGAAAAAAGUCAGAAUUCUGAGAUUGAAGCCAGAAUUCUGACAUUAAAGUCAGAAUUAAGAAAAUAAUGUCAGAAUUAAGAAAAAAAGUCAAAGUUCUGACAUUAAAGUCAUAAAUGAGAAAAAAGUCAGAAUUCUGACUUUUCUCAGAAUUCCGACUUUUCUCAGAAUAAUGAUUUAAAAAAUAUAUUGUUCCUGAAUGAUUAUUAUUUUUCAGUGGCCCUAAUCCUCUUCCGUAUAUAUGACAAUGAUACAGUAGUAAGAAACAUUCUGUACAUAUACAGGAGAUAAUAAAAAAUCACAGUUGUUUAUCCUGAUGUUUACCAUCUCGUUUCCUCUUUUGAUGUGUUUUUUACUUAAAAUUCUGUCACUAAUAAAGCAUUUUAAGUACAA
Molecule: messenger RNA, 2841 nt
Organism: Notolabrus celidotus (New Zealand spotty)
Lineage: Eukaryota; Metazoa; Chordata; Actinopteri; Labriformes; Labridae
Gene: haus5
Product: HAUS augmin-like complex, subunit 5
Exons: 20
Coding region: 152-2134 (660 amino acids)
Biological process (GO): spindle assembly; centrosome cycle
Cellular component (GO): centrosome; HAUS complex
Source: RefSeq, a predicted model, not a curated record